Molecule: messenger RNA, 2146 nt
Organism: Malania oleifera
Lineage: Eukaryota; Viridiplantae; Streptophyta; Magnoliopsida; Santalales; Ximeniaceae
Product: F-box/LRR-repeat protein At1g67190
Exons: 3
Coding region: 624-1883 (419 amino acids)
Molecular function (GO): protein binding
Source: RefSeq, a predicted model, not a curated record
GCCAACAGGGGUCUCCGCACGUACAAACAACCUCCACGCGAGUAGGAGACCCAACAGAGAGAGAGAGAGAGAGAGAGAGAGAGGGAGAGAGAGAGAAGGGGGGAGGUCCUCUUCGUCUCCAGGAGCUUGACCAUUUCCCUUUUCCUAUUAUUCCACCACCUCUGUUCCUCGUCCUCCCUCAAUCCUCCAGUCUCCUUUAUCGUUUUCAUCGAUUCUUCUCCCUCAACCAUCUCCCUUUAAUGGUGUUCCCCCCCUCAUCUGUGUCGUGAUUGGGGCGCCAGACUUGUUCAAUCGCCUGCGCAUACUAUCGAUCGUUCUGUUGCUUCUUGUCCGAGCCGUGAUCGCGUAUUCUCCUGCGGUAUCCGCAUACUGGGUUUUGCGUUUUAUUGGAUUUGCAAGACAGGAUUUCAGGUUGUUCGGGCCCAAAAAGAUAUCUGAAACACGUCUCGUCGCUGGGCUCUGAUUGAUUUUGACCAUCCUCGUGGACUGCGGGAAACUCAUAUGGUGAACUUAUCUCUCUCGAUGAUCUAUUAGUGAGUAUGAAUGAUUUUACGUGGAGUUUUGGUGUUUCAAGGGUUUGACUGAAACUUGAAGGCAGUAGCCUCCCACAAUUUUCAUUGGGCAUGGAGAACCUUCCUGUUGAGGUAAUUGGGAAGAUACUAUCCCGCCUUGGGGCUGCCAGAGACGUCGUGCUUGCCUCCAUGACUUGCAGGAAGUGGCGAGAAGCUUGGCGGAAUCACCUCCACACUCUUUCUUUUAAUUCCAACGACUGGCCUGUCUAUAAUGAUAUCACAACGAUUAGAUUGGAAAUUCUUAUAACCCAAACAAUUUUCCAGACCAAUGGACUGCAGUGCUUGUCAAUCAUUAUGGAGAAUGUCGAUGAAUUCUCAGCUGCACCAGUGAUUGCUUGGCUCAUGUAUACCAGGGAAACCUUGCGCCAACUAUACUACAAUGCGAGGACAAUGCCAAACUUCAAUAUUCUUGAGAAAUGCGGCCGGCAAAAACUAGAAAUGUUGGCAUUGGCACAUAAUUCUAUUAUGGGUGUUGAACCUGGUUAUCAGAAAUUUCCUGCCCUGAAAUUUCUUUCUCUGAGUUAUGUCAGUGUAUCAGCUUUGGAUCUGAGCCUGCUAGUCACUGCCUGCCCAAAAAUUGAAGUAUUAUCCCUUAUUAGUCCAGAAAUUGUCGUGUCUGAUGCACACUCGACCAUGGAACUGAGUAGUACAUCACUGAAGGAUAUCUAUGUGGAAGCAAUCAGUCUGGAUAAGUUCACAUUGGAGGCUGAUGGCCUCGAGCAUUUGCACUUAAAAGAUUGUAGUCUUGAGAUCUUUGAGCUCCUUGGCAAAGGGACCUUGAAGAUUCUCAAGAUUGAUGAUGUUAGUGUUAUCCAUCUUGACAUUGGUGAGAGUACUGAAAACCUUGAGGUUGUGGAUGUUAGCAACUUCACGAUAAUGUGGCCCAAGUUCUACCUUAUGAUCUCAAAAUCAUCAAAAUUGAGAAGGCUUCGGCUUUGGGGUGUGGUGUUUGAUGAUGAGGAUGAAGUUGUGGAUUUGGAGACCAUCUGUGCUUGCUUCCCUAGGUUAAGCAAUCUGUCUUUAAGCUAUGAUUUGAGAGAUGGAGCACUUCAUUAUGGCUUGCAGGGUUCAUCUCAUUUGGAGAAUGUGGUUGUCCUAGAACUUGGAUGGACUACAAUUAGUGAUCUCUUCUCCCAUUGGGUGGAAGGGCUUCUGGAAAGAUGCCCCAAUCUCAAGAAGCUGGUCAUUUUUGGGGCUGUCUCAGAGGCUAAAUCCCACGAAGAAUGCCAAACUUUAGCCAACUUCACCUCAUCUAUGGUUAGACUCAUGAGGAAAUAUUUGCAUGUUGAGAUUCAGUUUGAGUACGAUUAAAAGUCUUGCAAUAUGCAUUGGCAGAUCUUCAAGCUAUGGUCAACUCUGAGUUUACAAGCAAGUAAAAGACCCUCCAUGUACAUUUAGAUAAUCCUAAUGGCAAGUACAUAACCAUCCAUGCAGACUCAGAUCAUCCUGUUUUGAAUUUUUCCAGACUUUUGAAAUGCUUUCUUUCUUUUCUUUUUUCUUUUUUGGGCAAAGUGAAGCUUUGAGCAAUUGUACAUUUAUGACAUUCUUUGUGUCAAAAUGACAUGUUUGUUCUA